GCGUCGCUAUAAAACAAAAUUAAGUCUGCGCGGUGCCACUCUGCGCUCCUGCGGGUCAUCAUCACAGAUUUAAUUGCAGACGUGUAUGACUGAAGCGCCAUAAUCGCUGUCUUUUUUUAUUUAUUUAUUUAAUGAAAUAAUACAAUUAAGAUGACGAUAUUUGAGAUGAGCAGUCAAGUUCUGGAGACCGCUGUGGAGAAACUGAGUCUGACGUCACUGGUGCUCGCGACAUCAGUGUUCACACUCACUGUAGGAUAUCUGAGCAAAGUGAUAUUUAAACAACAGAACACAGGAAACACAAAAUAUCCUCCUCAUAUUCCGUCCAGUGUUCCUUUCCUGGGUCACGCUGUGGCCUUUGGCCGGAGUCCUAUAGAGUUUCUGGAGCAGGCCUAUAAGAAGUAUGGUCCAGUGGUCAGCUUCACCAUGGUUGGAAAAACCUUCACGUAUCUGCUGGGAAGCGACGCGGCAGCAUUGAUGUUCAACAGCAAGAAUGAAGAUCUGAACGCAGAGGAUGUGUACGCGCGUCUCACCACACCUGUGUUUGGCAAGGGGGUCGCGUACGACGUGCCCAAUCCUCUGUUUCUGGAGCAGAAGAAAAUGUUGAAGACAGGACUGAAUAUCGCUCAGUUCAAGAGACAUGUGGAAAUAAUAGAAGAAGAAACCAAAGAUUAUUUCCAGCGAUGGGGACAAAGUGGAGAGAGAAAUCUGUUCGAGGCUUUAUCAGAGCUGAUCAUCCUGACGGCCAGCCGAUGUCUGCACGGCCGUGAGAUCCGCAGCAUGUUAAAUGAGAGAGUCGCGCAGCUUUACGCAGAUCUGGACGGUGGAUUCACGCAUGCGGCCUGGCUGCUGCCCGGGUGGCUGCCGCUCCCCAGCUUCAGACGGAGAGAUCAAGCGCACAUCGAGAUCAAAAAAAUAUUUUAUAAAGUCAUCACGAAGCGCAGAGAAGCUGAAGAGAAAGAAGAUGAUAUCCUGCAGACACUUAUAGACGCCAGAUACAAAGAUGGACGCUCCCUGACUGAUGAUGAGAUAGCAGGUAUGUUGAUCGGUCUGUUAUUGGCGGGACAGCACACAUCUUCUACCACCAGCGCGUGGAUGGGCUUCUUCCUCGCUCGUGACCGAGCUCUGCAGGAACGCUGUUACACUGAACAGAAAACUGUGUGUGGAGAAGAUCUCCCGCCCCUCCACUAUGAUCAGCUGAAAGAUUUGAGUUUGUUGGACCGCUGUCUGAAGGAAACAUUGAGACUUCGCCCUCCUAUAAUGACUAUGAUGAGAAUGGCCAAAACCCCACAGACUGUAGGUGACUACACCAUCCCUCCAGGACAUCAGGUGUGUGUGUCUCCAACAGUUAACCAUCGGCUUUAUGAUAGCUGGUCUGAACGUCUGGAGUUUAAUCCUGAGCGAUAUCUGAACGACAACCCUGCGGCCGGAGAGAAGUUUGCUUAUAUUCCUUUUGGUGCAGGACGUCAUCGCUGCAUUGGGGAAAAUUUUGCUUAUGUUCAGAUUAAAGUCAUUUGGUCAACUUUACUGAGGCUUUUUGACUUUGAGCUGGUGGACGGACACUUCCCUCCUGUCAACUACACAACUAUGAUUCACACACCUGACAAUCCCAUCAUCAGAUACACUCGCAGAAACACACAACAACGACCUACAACUACUAAACAACACUAAGGUCAUGUGUAUUAUUAAACACCAAUGAAAACAG
Paramisgurnus dabryanus is the source of this 1702-nucleotide messenger RNA. It is a transcript of the gene cyp51a1, whose product is annotated as cytochrome P450, family 51. Lineage: Eukaryota; Metazoa; Chordata; Actinopteri; Cypriniformes; Cobitidae. The record is from RefSeq and is a predicted model, not a curated record. Gene Ontology annotation, molecular function: monooxygenase activity; oxidoreductase activity, acting on paired donors, with incorporation or reduction of molecular oxygen; heme binding.